Messenger RNA from Cinara cedri, 1146 nucleotides. The record is from the annotation of a GenBank genome assembly. NCBI's taxonomy places the organism in Eukaryota, Metazoa, Arthropoda, Insecta, Hemiptera, Aphididae.
CGGUGCCUGGUUUUUGUUAUUAUCUUUCGAUUAUCCUUUUCUUUUUAAAGUAAUAGUAUUUUAAUAUUCUAUGAUUUUUAAAUUAUUUAAAUUGUAUUUGUAUCCUUAGAUCAUAAUACCUAUAAAUACUAGUAACGCAAUGUUGUAUUUUAAUUUUAUGACAAUAGGUAUCAUGUGCAAGUAAAAUUAAUAUUCGAGUUUUAUUCAGAAAUGACGGACUAGGAUUACAGGACAAUGUUUAAAAUGGCAAGUAUUUCUAUAAUAACAUUAUGUAGGUAUCUGAAGUCACUUUUAAUUUUCAAUGCAGACUACAUUUUGCAAACAGAUGCGAUGGCAUCGGUUAGCGGUAGCAUUGGCAUACUGUCAAACGACAACAGAAAAAUCUGAGAAUAAGAUCGAGUCUCCAGUAGUUGUAGAACUAAAACAAGUACCUGAACAAAUGACACACAAAUAUUUGUUACAGCAAACAUGUGCUUUAUCUGUGAACUCUUCUUGUCAGAUGAUUACAUUAGCCCUGGUUUUACUUUCAGAUGCAUCUCAAAAGUAUAAGUGAGUGACUUUUGUAGAAACAUUAUUGAUUAUUGAUUAUAAUUUAUUUGUAAUACAUAUUUUAUAUCUACGUUAUUGGAAGAAAUGAACUUAUGAAGGUCAUAGACAUAUUGGCUAGUGAUGAAUACCCUGAAAAUGAAUUAGAUAAUGUUCUAAUGGAAUCCCGAUACCAUAUUAAAGAUGCCAAAACGUUUUACUUGGUAAGUAUAUAGUAAAUAUUUUACUUUAAUGUUUUAUUAAAAUGUUUAUAUUUGUACUUCAAUACCUAGUCUAUAUUUAUUGUGUUUAGGAUGCUAUUAGUACUGUGGACACUGCCUUACAACUAGGACAAUCAACCGGUCAAAUGUCCUAUACACUAGCAGCAAAUACUGUUCAUAAUACCGUGUCUGAAAGGCUUUAUUCUGCCGAAAAAGAAGUAUGUUUGAUAAUUUUUUUUUUAUUACAAUGUAUUAAUACAUAAUAUUAUUUUUUUAACCAUAAGUUUCAGUCUUGUAUUGAAGAUAUAAGAAAAAUAGAAGACCAAUUUACUAAACUAUUGGCAAACACUGUGAACAAAUCUAAAAGUUAAAAUAAUUUAUUGUUUUAUUGAAAAAAUAA